This is a messenger RNA of Gloeophyllum trabeum ATCC 11539, 2775 nucleotides long. RefSeq lists its product as uncharacterized. The record is from RefSeq and is a predicted model, not a curated record. Gene Ontology annotation, cellular component: Lid2 complex. The transcript has 17 exons. Gene Ontology annotation, biological process: histone catabolic process. Gene Ontology annotation, molecular function: ubiquitin-protein transferase activity; chromatin binding; sequence-specific DNA binding. NCBI's taxonomy places the organism in Eukaryota, Fungi, Basidiomycota, Agaricomycetes, Gloeophyllales, Gloeophyllaceae. The coding region runs from base 1 to 2775 and encodes 924 amino acids.
AUGUCCGCUGAAGUGCCCUUCGUCAUCCUCAAGAAUGGCGACAAAGUCAAAAUCAAUGACCAUGUGUAUUGUUCCCCGGCGUGGUCCGCGCGCGACGGGACCCCUUAUUCUGUGGCUCGUAUCAUGGAAUUCCUUCCCCCCGAGGGGACAUUGAAAGGCAAGGCACAAAGUAACGAAAAUUACGCUCGAGUGCGACUUGCCUGGUAUUAUCGACCCAGCGACGUGAGCGACCGACCCGUGGCCGACUGCCGCCUUCUGCUAGCCGCCAUCUAUUCCGAGGUCUGCGACAUCUCUCAACUGCGCUCGAAAUGCUUUGUCAUACACCGAAAUAAAAUCUCGGAUCUCGCUGGAUGGAAGAAACGUCCAGACAGAUUUUAUUUCACGCGAUUAUUCGAUCCAUACAUCAAGAAGGAAUUCGAGGUCAUUCUCUCGACAGACGUCCGAAAUCUACCAAGCCAUAUUCGAGAGGUGUUGAUCUCGCGCUACGAAUAUGUUGUGGCCGAGAAAGAGAUCGUACCGGAUUUGACCGACUCACUUCGUUUAUGUGCGACAUGUGAGGAAUGGUGCCCCCACCCCGAGACCGUCCAAUGCGACCGGUGCAAGAAGUUCUUCCACAUGAGCUGUGUCCAGCCUCCUCUGCUCGCCAAGCCCUCUCGUGGAUACGGUUGGACGUGCGCUCCCUGCUCGAGAAAGCACGAGGAGGAGGUCGACAGCCACGAGGUCGUCCGCCACAUCACGCCCAGCCAGCCCUCCAAACCCAAGUCCAACGCACCGCCGGCACGGGGCAGGGGCCGCCCGCGGAAGGAUCGCGCCCAAGCCGAGAAAGAGGAAAAUAUGGAAAUCAAACAUUACCAGAUGUGGCCGUUCAGGUAUUUCGGAUUGUAUACGGUGGCGGAGGAUACGCUAGAUCCCGAGGACCUGAUAUUUCCCCGAACUGCCACGCGAGUCGGGGCCAAAUUCCAGGCUGUCGUGCCUCCGUUGAUAGACCGCGAUAAUCCCAAUGCUUCAACUUCUGGGCCUGACUUGGAAGAACGGGGCGGCGACUCCACCAUCGAAGUGCUUAGCAUUGUGAACGAGAUGAAGGAAGAGGAAGUGGCUGAAAUGGAACGAUGCAAGCGCGCUUUGACUUCCCGGAGCGACUUGCAGAGCAGCGUUGACUGGCUGACUGAAGUCACACGGCGCAUGUGUGAGGCGUAUUUAUCGCAUCGCAGCUUUUCCACGGUCAAUAUGAAGUCGCCCAUGCGAUUUGAGAAGUGGAAGAAGACCGAGACCCGGUACACCGACCGAGAGUGGAAUGACGAGGAAAUGGCCGCCUUCGAGGAAGGCAUUCAUACAUACGGCCCGGAACUGCGCAGUGUCCGGGACGAGGUUCGCACACGGACUAUCGCGGAAGUAGUGAGAUACUACGGCCAUUGGAAGAAUGCCAAACUUCGGGAAGAGAACGCACGGAUACGGGCCGGACUGCCUGCCCAACCAGAAGGCCACCAUGCCGCCGCUGGCGCAAGCUCGGAUGAUGAAGGAUCGGUAAUAGCUCAGCCGUCCAAAAAUGCCUACUGCGGUGCAUGCAGAACAAGGGACUCCAGCACAUGGUGGAAAGCGCCGAAGGGCCUGGCUACUUCGUCCAUGCUGUGCGAUGAUUGUGGCCUUAAUUGGCGCAAGUAUGCGGAUUUGCAUGUGCGACCUCUUCGCGAUGGGUCGGCCCCGCCAGCAAAGAUCAAGCCGCCCCUAGCCGAACGCAUUGAGAAGCGCGAAGGCACGCCUCUCAAUGGGCCGACUGCAAAACGUGCCAAAGUGAGUGCGUUUUCGACCCCGCCGCCUCCUGCUCCACCUCCUGCAGCCCCCCAGCUGCGAUGUCUGGGUUGUCAGAAGAGCGGUCCGUUAGGCAAGGUCUUGAAAUGCAAAGAGUGCCAGUUUCGAGUUCAUGCAGGCUCUUGUGGUGCACUUGUCGACCCAGCGGCUGUGGAAUCUUGGGUUUGCGAUCUCUGUCAUAACCAGAAGGCACUCGAAGCUUCUCUCAAUACCGACUGCCUUCUUUGCCCUCGUCCCAAACGAGACAGGAAGAGUAAAGCGCCUUAUCCCCCGCCCGACACGUAUCUCCGGGCAUGUAAGCCUACCGAAGGUCAAGGCUGGGUUCACGUGCUCUGCUCGGUAUUCGUACCAGAGACGAUCUAUAGCGAUGCGAGCCGUCUUCGCCUCGUCGAGGGUAUCAGUACGAUCCCUCUCCACCGUUGGUCUACCAAAUGUGGAUUAUGCGAGCAAAGCGGGGGCGCUGUUGUGCGCUGUGCUGAUUGUCCCAAGGAGUUCCAUAUCUCCUGUGCCUGGCAAAAUGGUUACAAAUUCGGCUUCGAAAUCCAGCCGGUCAAGAGCACCCGGAGAGAGCUCAUGACUGUCGUUAACUUUCGAGAAGAGACCGGAAGCAUGAACCCCAUCAUAUCCUGCAAAGAGCAUGCGAAUACUAGCAAGCGCAUUAUCUACGAGAUCUGCGAUAUGAACGAUUCGGGGGAGACUGCCCUCCAAGUCUACUGUAGCAAUUACAAACAAGUUCAGGUUGCACAGUCUCAUGGCCUUCUUCGUAAGGCCAAGCGACUGGACAGCAUCCUGAACAUUCGUCCCACAGAAGGCCACGUCGCCGCCAAGUCCGGACCAGAGCCGCAUUGCUUCAAAUGCGGUACUGAAUUUGCGCCGCUCUUCUAUCCGUUCAGGAGCGACUUUGUGUGUCAUAGGUGUUAUUUCCAAGAAAGGGGAGCCGAUGAUAAGCCUUGUACGGUGUCAUAG